Messenger RNA from Microstroma glucosiphilum, 1200 nucleotides. Its product is annotated as cation efflux protein. The transcript is spliced from 2 exons. Gene Ontology annotation, cellular component: membrane. The record is from RefSeq and is a predicted model, not a curated record. Bases 1 to 1200 code for a protein of 399 amino acids. Gene Ontology annotation, molecular function: monoatomic cation transmembrane transporter activity. Gene Ontology annotation, biological process: monoatomic cation transport; transmembrane transport. NCBI's taxonomy places the organism in Eukaryota, Fungi, Basidiomycota, Exobasidiomycetes, Microstromatales, Microstromataceae.
AUGACACAGCAUUCGACUGCUUUGCCGGCCAAUGUUAAUGGAGAAGGGAGUGUGAGACAGAGGCCAACUGCCACACAUGCUCCAGAGAAGUCGCAUGAGCAUGAGCAUAGUCAUGGUCACACACACGGCCUCUUUGGGCACUCCCAUUCUCAUUCGCAUGACCAUGGGAGCCCCGAGGAGGCUGAUCGGCUAAUUGCAGCUCUCAAAGGCAAAGGUGACCGAGGCAGCAACAUUACACUCCUGGGGCUCUUUUCUAACAUUGUCCUCUGCAUCUCAAAGGGCGUGGCAGGUGUCUUCCUCAACUCCGCUUCUCUCGUAGCUGAUGCAGCGCAUUCUCUUUCGGACAUGUUCUCGGACAUGGUGACGCUCUUCUGCUGGAAGAUGUCUCAGAAGCCUCCGUCUCGGACUCAUCCUCUUGGCUAUGGAAAGUACGAGACGAUGGGCGGGCUGGGAGUCUCUGUGGUGCUAGUAGGAGGAGCGGCAGGGAUCGGACUGCACUCUUGGGGACUCCUUUUGGAAGCCAUUGGUCCCAUGCUAGAGACUGCUCCCGUCUGGAUCAAGACUCUAGGUAGCUGGUCCGGCGCUCUGGCUCAAUGGGGUGGGCACAGCCACGGGGCCGAAGUGUCACACACGGCCGAUGGAGUAGCAGGACUCCUGGACCCAAAUGCAAUGUGGUUCGCCCUGGCCAGUGUGCUGGUCAAGGAGUGGCUCUACCGCGCCACGUUGAAGAUUGCAAAGGAGGAGAACAGCAGUGUGCUCGAGGCCAAUGCCAUUCACCACCGCUCCGACUCCCUCUCUUCUGGCGUCACCUUUCUUGCGAUCGGGGGGUCAUGGCUAGGAUUCCCCAUUCUGGAUCCUCUGGGUGGUCUGCUUGUAGCAGCUCUCAUCGGCAAGCAGGGCUUUGACCUCCUUUGGUCCGCUCUGUCGGAGCUGUCAGAUAGGGGGGUGGACUUGGAAGUGCUGGAGGGCUUCGAGUCGGCCAUGAGUGCCCUGCAGGGUGACGAGAAGCUCGGUCUGGUCGAGUGGCGGGAUCUGAGAGCUGUCAAGAGCGGCGUCAGUACAUUCGUCGAUGUGACACUGGUUUUGGGCGGCCAGACCACUCUGAACGAGGCACGCGUGGUGGAAGACAGGGUGCGGGAGGCAUUGAUUGAAGCUCACAAGGGUGUCAAGGAGGUGCGGGUGCACUUUGCUCCAGCAUGA